AAGAAAGGGCGUGAAGCCUCCACGUCCGGAAACAAACUGGCAACGAGGGAGCUGCCUAAACCGGCGACAGAGAAGCCCAGUUGAUGCAGGAGGCCGGAGGAGUCCGGCUGGAGAAGGAAGGAAGCGCCGGCCGAGAGGAGGAGGAAGAGAGCGGGCUGUCUGGAGGGCGAAGCGGGAAGGAGGAAAUGGGCGAAGACCGAGAGACGGUCCUGGAGGGUGGAGAGUCCUUCCGGAUACCUGGGAACCCCCAAAGGAUCCAGGAGAGAGGAAAAAAAUAUCAGUGCCCGGUAUGCAAAAAAUCAAUAAAGAGAAACGACCUUCUUAAAAGGCAUCUAAGGAUCCACACAGGAGAAAAGAACUAUGAAUGCCCAGAAUGCAAAAAAUACUUCAAAGAAGUAGAGAACUUAAGACCAUCUAAGAAUCCACACAGGAGAGAGACCGUUUAAAUGCUUGGAGUGUGGAAAGAGCUUCCGUCAAACGGGAAGCUUUUAUAGACAUCAAAAGAUGCAUUGUGGAGAGAAACCAAAUAAAUGCCUGGAGUGUGGAAAGAGAUUCCGUCAAAGGGCGCAUCUUUAUAAACAUCAAAGGAUCCACUGGAGGGAGAAACCGAAUAAAUGCCAGGAGGGAGGAAAGAAAUAUUAUUGCCUAGAAUGUGAAAAAUCUUUCAAGAGAAAUGACGUUCUUCAAAGGCAUCUAUGUAUCCACUCAGGAGAAAAAAAAUACGAAUGCCAAGAAUGUGAAAAAUUCUUCAGAAGAAAUGACCACCUUCAAAGGCAUUUAAGGGUCCACACAGGAGAAAAACCUCACAAAUGCCUGGAGUGUGGAAAGACCUUCAGUCAGAGGAGUAGCCUUUAUAGACAUCAAACAGUCCAUUUACAAGAAGAGUAUGAAUGCGGGGAAUGUGAAAAAUCCUUUAAAACAAUUCAGAUCCUUGAAAAACAUCUAAGGAUUCACAAGCCAAAUAUAUGCCUGGAAUGUGGAAAGAGCUUCAGUCAAAAGGGAAGUCUUGAUAUUCAUCAAAGAAUCCACACAGGAGAAAAACCUUACAAAUGCUUCCAGUGUGGAAAGAGCUUUACUAAUGGUUCAAAACUCCGUCGACAUGAAAGAAUCCACACAGGAGAAAAACCACAUAAAUGCCUUGAAUGUGGAAAGUGUUUUAGUAGAAGAGGAAGUCUAUAUGGACAUCAAAUGAUUCACACAGGAGAAAAACCACAUAAAUGUCUGCAAUGUGGGAAGAGCUUCAGUCAAAGGGGAAGUCUCGAUAAUCAUCAAAGAAUCCACACAGGAGAAAAACCCUUCAAAUGUCUGGAGUGCGGAAAGAGCUUUGUUGAGCGUAGUAGCCUCCGGCGACACCAAAGAAUUCACACAGGUGAAAAACCACAUAAAUGUCUGCAGUGUGGAAAGAGCUUUAGUCAGAGAGGACACCUUGACAGACAUCAAAUAAUCCAUGCAUGGGAGAAACCACAUAAAUAUCUGGAGUGUGGAAAGAGCUUCAGUCAGAGAGGAAAACUUUCACUCCAUCAAACAAUCCAUUCAGGAGAAAAGCCGCAUAAAUGUCUUGAAUGUGGAAAGAGCUAUACUCAGCGUAGAGGCCUCCAGCGACACCAAAUAAUUCACAUGGGAGAAAAAUGAUAACAUGCCUGGGUGUGAGAAGACCUUCAAUCCCAGAGUGUAUCUCAGGAAUUGAAUUGCCUAUUUAAUCUCUAUAGACAUCAAAGAAUCCACUCAGGAGAAAAACCAUAUCAAUGUUUGGAGUGUGGAACGAGCUUUACUGACCAUUCAAACCUCCGUCAACAUCAAAUAAUUCACACAGGAGAAAAACCUUCAAUCCCAGAAUGUAUCUCAGGAAUUGAAUUGAAUUGCCUAUUUAAUUUGGCCAAGUGUGAAUAGGCACCCAAAGAAUUUAUCUUGCCUGCACGAACUCUCAGGCUACAUACAAAGCAACAGAAUAAUGAUAUUCAUAAUAAUUAUAAUAAUUCCAAUAUGAAGGUUUCAGUAAAGAAGAUAUUAAGAAGGGCAAAUAUGGGACUUUUCCAGGCUGAAUAAUAAUAAUGCAAUUCUUUAGUUGUAUAUGAUAGAUGUUUCAACUGGCUGAAAUUGUACCUUUUCACAGUAGGCUUUUGUGACUCAUUAUGCCAUUUUCCAUGUCAACAUUGUUUUAAUGCAAGGCUUAUUUCUGUAGUUACCCUUAAUAUUAUGGGAUGUUUCUGUCCAUAUCUCUCAUGUAACUGUAACUGAACAGGAUUAUUUCUUCCAGGAUUGAUUCGAUUUAAAUCACAAUUUAAAUCAUUAUAUAAAUCACAAGUAAAAUGGCUUAAUUUAAAUCAACUUGAUUUAAAUCAUAAUUUUUAAAGAGCAACUGUUAUGUCUGUCAUGCAGCGGCUCCUCCUCUGACCCGCUGUUGACUCACCGACAGUCCCAUUCACUUUAUUGGGAGGGCUGGUGAUACAUCAAGGACACAACAAGGUGAGCGAUGUGGCUGGCAACAGGUGAGCGGAUGCCCACUAACAAGCACUGCCAUGAUCAAUCUGAAAUGUCAGGUGCUCUUUAACAUAUUUAUAAGCUGCUUAAAAGGUUUCACUUUUGUUUUUACCGCUUGCCGUUUCCCCCUCCCACUUGGAACUUUGUGGUACAAAUGUAUAUCUCUUCAAACAAAAUUGUUUAGUCCAAACAAUCUUAUAGCUUGUAGUCUACAUAGAUUUGCAAAACAAUAGGAUAAAGGAAUAUUCCUGCACUUUAUGAUUAUCUCAUGGUUACUGUGAAAUUGUGUGAACAUAUCCGUGCAAUGCAUGUUUAAUUGAAAUAUUGCAGAAAAUACAGUUUCAUGCAACAUAAUGAUGAGCGUUUGCAGGAACUGGGUAUGUCUAGUUUAAUGAAAAGAAGGACUAGGGGAGACAUGAUAGCAAUAUCCAAUA
Thamnophis elegans (Western terrestrial garter snake) is the source of this 2915-nucleotide messenger RNA. Its product is annotated as zinc finger protein 665-like. Gene Ontology annotation, biological process: regulation of DNA-templated transcription. The transcript is spliced from 2 exons. The record is from RefSeq and is a predicted model, not a curated record. NCBI's taxonomy places the organism in Eukaryota, Metazoa, Chordata, Lepidosauria, Squamata, Natricidae. Gene Ontology annotation, molecular function: DNA-binding transcription factor activity, RNA polymerase II-specific; RNA polymerase II cis-regulatory region sequence-specific DNA binding. Bases 505 to 1632 code for a protein of 375 amino acids.